Messenger RNA from Trypanosoma theileri, 1290 nucleotides. RefSeq names its product citrate lyase subunit beta. Gene Ontology annotation, molecular function: (S)-citramalyl-CoA lyase activity. Gene Ontology annotation, biological process: regulation of cobalamin catabolic process. The record is from RefSeq and is a predicted model, not a curated record. Bases 1 to 1290 code for a protein of 429 amino acids. NCBI's taxonomy places the organism in Eukaryota, Euglenozoa, Kinetoplastea, Trypanosomatida, Trypanosomatidae. The transcript has a single exon.
AUGCGACAUUUUAAUCCACGUUUGCGUAGUGUCUUUGGUGGAAUUGCUGAGCGACUGCGGCGAUUGCACACAGAGUAUGAAUUGUGGUGUGAUCGAAGAGAAGAUGAACGAACAAUCAAUACAGCUGCGGCCUUUGCGAAUGAUGAGACUGCAAGCCAUAUUGACUAUGGGACCUCCAACAAAUAUCGUAUUCGUUGUAAUCCCGACGCAUGUCCGCGAAGUGUACUUUUAAUUCCCGCGACUGGAAUUGCGGAUAUGUGCCGAAAACAAAAGCGACAUUCAAUUGCAGCGGAUGUUAUUAUUCUUGAUUUAACAAACUGCAAUGUACCCGGCGGGGAGGCACGUGACGCUAUCAUGCGGUUUAUAGAGUCUAAUGAAAAUAAACCAAUAGAGAAGAAAACUAAACAAGAUACUACAGAGAAGAAGAAGAAGAAGGAAGAAAAAGAAGAAAAAGAAAAAGAAGAAGAGGGUGUACGUUAUAUAGUUCGUGUAAACUCCCCUGAACUUGAUCCAGUGAAUGGUAUUCUGGAUAUGGAAAUGAUUGCACUGCUUGGUAAAAGCAUUGAGGGAGUGGCGCUGCCAGCAGUAACGAAGAACACAUAUGCACUAGUAGAGGAAUAUAUACAUCCCAGUCAUCGCCUGUGGGCCUUCUUUAAUACCCCACGCUCUGUUGUGCAGGCGGCGGAGAUCUGUUCACAGGGAUGUUAUCACUAUGCCGUUAUGGACACAGCGGAGAUGAGACAGAACUUACAUUUAACACCAAUGAUGACAACACCAACAGGUAAAGAUAACAACAACGAUGACAACAAAAGUGAUACUAAUAAUAUUAAUAAUAUUAAUGUUAAUAAUAAUAAUAAUAAUAAUAAUAAUAAUAAUAAUAAUAAUAAUAAUAAUGAUAAUAUUAUUGGGGUGGACCUUCUGCAAUCUCUACCACUAUUGUAUAGUAGUUGUCAGGUGAUAAUGGCGGCUCGAGCCUAUGGGAUGUUUGUACUUGAUGGACCUUUCAUGGACACUGCAGACAAGAGUGGAUUUCGUCAUAAUCUCACUCACUCCCGUGCAGUUGGUUUUGAUGGGAAAGUCGUACUGCGACCGGCGCAGAUCACGGCAUGUCAUGAGGCCUUUACGCCAACAAGAGAAGAGGCGGAAUGGGCACGGGAAUUGCAACAACAAUUAAAUCACAAACGCCAUAAUGAAAUUGUGUUGGGGCGAGAAGAAAUGCUGCAGUGGCAACGGGCCAUUUCUGUUUUGCAGAGAUAUAAUGAGGCAGAAUUGGAACGUAAAAAAUCAUAG